Molecule: messenger RNA, 933 nt
Organism: Callorhinus ursinus (northern fur seal)
Lineage: Eukaryota; Metazoa; Chordata; Mammalia; Carnivora; Otariidae
Product: centromere protein T-like
Biological process (GO): mitotic cell cycle; chromosome segregation; kinetochore assembly
Cellular component (GO): kinetochore
Molecular function (GO): protein heterodimerization activity; DNA binding
Source: RefSeq, a predicted model, not a curated record
AUGUUCAAGCUCCGAGCAGGAAAGCCCCCUCCAAGACUCUCCAGACACCAUCUCAGCCUCUUUCUUGAAGGCAUCGUGGUCGCCCUCAGACCUCUGGUGAAACCCAAGACCAUUAAAAAGAGGACCAAGAAGUUCACCCAGCACCAGACCAGUCCAGAGUUGGCUUCCAACACCACAGAGUUUCUUCAGGCCAGACGACUUCAGCUUCUUGAGACAGCCCCACUGUCUAGCACUGCGGCCUUCUCUUCAGAGCCUCUGGAGCCGCUGUCAACCAGGCUUCCUCCCAGGGCCCAAAUCCCUGGCCUCAGGCCCCAUCAAGAUCCCCACAAGACUGGACUGAGGCACUAUGUGAAACUCUUUAGCUUCUGCACUAAGAUGCCCAUGGAGAAUAAGGCUCUUGAGAUGGUGGAAGAGUGCCUGGACAAGUAUUUCCAGCAUCUUUAUGAAGACCUGGAGGUGUUUGCUAUGCAUGUUGGCUGCAAGACUAUGAGGCCAGAGGACCUGGAACAUCUGAUGCAACGGCAGGGCCUGGUCGAUGACCAAGUCUCCCUAUAUGUGCUUGUGGAGCGGCACCUGCCCCUGGAGUACUGGCCACUGUUCAUCCCUUGUGCAUUCACUGGCAACUCUGUCUUUCCUGCCCAGCAGUGGCCAGGCCUCAACACCCACCCAGUGCCCACCUGCGGUCACUUGGCUCCACCCCUGACGCUGCCUCGAGCCUCCUUCUGCCUCACCUCCGCCUUCCAAAGCCCUGUGUGGCACUGCCAUGGCUCAUGGCCUCUGAGCUUUAGGGGGACGGAGCGUUGUGGGCCCCUUAUCGCUGGAGCCCAGCCAAGCGGCUGGACCUGUGGAGGCACGCGGGUCCCCACUGUGCCUCAGCCAUCUGGUGACAGAGCGCUCAAUGCAGGCAUAUUCCGAAUCAGAGCUGCUGGUUGA